Molecule: messenger RNA, 963 nt
Organism: Arachis duranensis
Lineage: Eukaryota; Viridiplantae; Streptophyta; Magnoliopsida; Fabales; Fabaceae
Exons: 1
Coding region: 1-963 (320 amino acids)
Molecular function (GO): nucleic acid binding; zinc ion binding
Source: RefSeq, a predicted model, not a curated record
AUGGAUGUUCAUCAACUCGCGAAUCUGCUGAAUCAACUCUCUACGCUGCAAGCUCAGAUCUCAAGAGCUGGUGUGAGUCCGAUUACUGAUCCUGUGAGUCCGUAUUUCAUACAUCCAGGUGAGAGUCCUGGAACGCCUUUGAUCUCGGUUACUUUGAAUGCUAGUAAUUACCAGAGUUGGAGUAGAAAGAUGCUGUUAGCCUUGAAGUUGAAAAAUAAAUUACAGUUUAUAGAUGGAUCAACAAGAAAACCAGAAUCGGAUGAUGCAUUGUAUGAAUCUUGGGAGAGAUGUAACACUUUAGUGGUUUUAUGGAUAAAUCAUUCACUUAGUGCUGAAAUUUCUGCGAGUGUGAUAUGGAAUAACGUUGCUUCAGAUUUAUGGAAGGACCUUAAACACAGAUAUUGCCAGGGGGAUAGAUUUAGAGUGGCUGAGUUAGAAGAAGAAAUGUAUCAAAUGAAACAGGGAAAACUUACCGUAACAGCAUAUUUCACCAAGUUGAAAUCAAUAUGGGAGCAACUUAGUGGAUUCAGGCCAGUUCUGGAUUGUGUCAUGUGCUCCGAGACGUGCAAAUGUGGCCUGGCCAAAAUGAGGGAAUAUAGAGAAGAGAGUUACACUGUGCGACUCUUACGAGGACUGAAUGAACAAUACUCGAAUGUAAGAUCAAACAUCAUGCUGAUGAAUCCUCUGCCAGAUGUGAACACUGCAUUUUCAUUGCUUACACAACAAGAAAGGCAGUUCGACAUUGUGGAUCCUAGCGAUUACAAAGUUCUGCUUCAAAAUGCACAAAUCAACUAUGUGGAUGGUGCUGGAAGAGGUAGAGAAAAAGAAGAAAAUCGAGGUGGAAGAGCAAAUACUAGAGGUAGAGGCAAAGGAUCCAAAAUGCAGUGUACUUAUUGUGGUAGAAUGGGGCACAUUGUGGAUAAUUGCUACAAGAAACACAGCUUACCUCCGCACCUAAAAUAG